AUGACAGGCACAUUUGGAACCACGCCAUCAGAACAGGUGCGACUCAAUCUUAUUCAUUACAACCUCUGGACCGAGGUCACGCUGCACAAUGAUCAUAUUGUGAGUGGAUUGCCUCCUCAGGAACUAGUACCCACAGACGACGACGUCGACGACGACGACGACGUCGUCGACAAGAACAAAAGACGAGAAUGGGUGGUUUGCAAACGAUUAUUGAACACCAAGUUGAGUGUUGAGGAGAUAAAUACGUGGUUUGAAGAAAUUAAAGAUAUAACUCAACGUGAAGGUGACCUUAAGACCCCCAUUAACGAAUCUCUCAAUUCACAAUCAAAAGAAGAUAAAACUGAUAAAGAACCAAUAAUAUCCAAUCAAACUGAUUUAACCACAACUAAAACAACAAACACACCAAAUAAAUGGACUAGAAUAAAAAACAUAAACGGGAAAGAUAGAGUUGGUCGCAUAACCAUAGCCAUGAUUAAUGACGAUGGUACAAUUGUUUAUUACUUUAUACACGAUGGAAUUACUAAACCACGUCAAAACUAA
Messenger RNA from Lodderomyces elongisporus, 540 nucleotides. It is a transcript of the gene SEN15, whose product is annotated as Sen15p. Gene Ontology annotation, biological process: tRNA-type intron splice site recognition and cleavage; tRNA splicing, via endonucleolytic cleavage and ligation. Bases 1 to 540 code for a protein of 179 amino acids. Lineage: Eukaryota; Fungi; Ascomycota; Pichiomycetes; Serinales; Debaryomycetaceae. The transcript has a single exon. The record is from RefSeq and is a predicted model, not a curated record. Gene Ontology annotation, cellular component: tRNA-intron endonuclease complex. Gene Ontology annotation, molecular function: nucleic acid binding; tRNA-intron lyase activity.